GUCAGUCCCGACUGCGUCUUUAGGCAGCAGCACCCGAGGUGCGUGGCAGCGUGUGCAAAGGCCCCUCUGCUGUGCUCUUCGUGGUGGUGGGAGCGGCCCCCUCCCCUGCCACCAGGAGGCUGCCCAGGAGGGACCAGAGCCACAGCCGGCAGCGGUCAGCAGGGAUGAGAAGCCAGGAGAGUGUGAGGGGCGGCCCGCGGCAGGGCCUGGAAUGGGUGGGCAGAGGCAGCCGGAAGGUCUUGCGCAUCUGGUUCGGCAAGAUGUCGGUGAAGGAGGGCGCGCAGCGCAAGUGGGCGGCGCUGAAAGAGAAGCUGGGGGCCCAGGACUCGGACCCCACGGAGGCCAACCUGGAGAGCGCCGACCCCGAGCUGUGCAUCCGGCUGCUGCAGAUGCCGUCCGUGGUCAACUACUCGGGGCUGCGCAAGCGUCUGGAGAGCAGCGACGGCGGCUGGAUGGUGCAGUUCCUGGAGCAGAGCGGCCUGGACCUGCUGCUCGAGGCCCUGGCGCGCCUGUCCGGCCGCGGGGUGGCCCGCAUCGCCGACGCCCUCCUGCAGCUCACCUGCAUCAGCUGCGUGCGCGCCGUCCUGAACUCGCAGCGGGGCAUCGAGUACAUCCUCAGCAACCAGGCCUACGUGCGCCAGCUCUCCCUGGCUCUGGACACGUCCAACGUGAUGGUCAAGAAGCAGGUGUUUGAGCUGCUGGCUGCCUUGUGCAUCUACUCGCCCGAAGGCCACAUGCUGACCCUGGAUGCCCUGGACCACUACAAGACCGUGUGCAGCCAGCAGUACCGCUUCAGCGUCAUCAUGAAUGAGCUCUCGGACAGCGACAACGUGCCCUAUGUCGUCACCCUGCUCAGUGUGAUCAAUGCCAUCAUCCUGGGCCCCGAGGACCUCCGCACCCGCACCCAGCUGCGCGGGGAGUUCACCGGGCUGCAGCUGCUGGACGUUCUGACACGUCUGCGGGAUCUGGAGGACGCCGACCUGCUGAUCCAGUUGGAGGCCUUCGAGGAGGCCAAGGCGGAGGAUGCAGAGGAGCUUCUGCGCAUCUGCGGCGGCGUCGACAUGAACAACCACCAGGAAGUCUUCACUUCUGUGUUCCACAAGGUGAGCUGCUCCCCGGCAUCUGCCCAGCUGCUGUCCGUGCUGCAGGGCCUGCUGUACCUGGAGCCCACCCUGCCCUCCAGCCAGCUGCUCUGGGAGGCUCUGGAGAACCUGGUGAACCGGGCCGUGCUCCUGGCCAGUGACGUCCAGGAAUGCACCCUGGAGGAGAUGAUGGAGCGGCUUCUGUCCGUCAAGGGGCGGCAACGCCCCAGCACCCUGACCAAGGCCCACAAGAGUGUCCAGGCUGACCUAGGCCAGGGUCGGAGGGGCAGCGUGCCCCAAAACAGCGGCGCCCCCAAGGCGGGGGUGGGGGGCCAGAGGCCCGAGGCGGACCUCAGCAGCCUGCACGCCGUCGAGGACCUGGUUGCUCCACAGCUGAAGGCCCCAGCCCCCCCACCUGCACCUCCACUCCCUGGUCCCACCACAGGGCCCCCUCCCCCGCCCCCCCCACCUCCUCCUCCCCCCCCUCCCCCGCUGCCAGGCCUGGGGGCCCCAGCACCCCCACCUGCACCCCCACUCCCUGGCUCCACCACAGGGCCCCCUCCUCCUCCCCCCCCUCCCCCACUGCCAGGCCUGGGGGCCCCACCCCCUCCACCACCCCCCCUGCCUGUCUCUGGCUGGGCCUUGCCUCCUCCGCCUCCACCGCUCCCUGGCACAGGGUGCCCGCCCCCACCCCCGCCGCCUGGCCUAGACGGGGGCCUCCCUCCACCCCCACCCCUGCUGGGUACCUCUGGCCCCUCUGCGGCGGGUGGCGUGGAGGAGGUCAUCGUGGCCCACGUGGGCCCCAGCCUGGGCUCCUCCGCCUGGGUCCCAAGCCACCGGUGCGUGCACGCUCCCACUGUGCGCAUGAAGAAACUCAACUGGCAGAAGCUGCCGUCCAAUGUGGCGCAAGAGCACAGUUCCAUGUGGGCCUCGCUGAGCAGCCUGGGGGCCGAGGUCGUGGAGCCGGACUUCUCCAGCAUCGAGCGGCUCUUCUGCUUCCCCGAGGCCAAGCCCAAGGAGCAAGUGGCAGCCCCGGCCAGGAAGGAGCCCAAGGAGAUCACUUUCCUGGACUCCAAGAAGAGCCUGAACCUCAACAUCUUCCUGAAGCAGUUUCGAUGCUCCAACGAGGACGUCACUGCGAUGAUCCGGGCUGGGGACACCACGAAAUUUGACGUGGAGGUCCUCAAGCAACUCCUCAAGCUCCUCCCUGAGAAGCACGAGGUUGAAAACCUGCGCGCAUUCUCGGAGGAUCGGACCAAGCUGGCCAACGCCGACCAGUUCUACCUCCUCCUGCUGGGCAUUCCCUGCUACCAGCUGCGGGUGGAGUGCAUGUUGCUGUGUGAGGGCACGGCCGUCGUGCUGGACGUGGUGCAGCCCAAGGCCCAGCUGGUGCUGGCCGCCUGCGACAGCCUGCUCACCAGCCACCAGCUGCCUGUCUUCUGCCAGCUGAUCCUGAAGAUAGGAAACUUCCUCAACUACGGCAGCCACACGGGGGACGCCGACGGCUUCAAGAUCAGCACGCUGCUGAAGCUCACGGAGACCAAGUCCCAGCAGAGCCGCGUGACACUGCUGCACCACGUGCUGGAGGAGGUGGAGAAAAACCACCCGGACCUCCUGCAGCUUCCGAGGGACCUGGAGCAGCCCUCCCAGGCAGCGGGGAUCAACCUUGAGCUCAUCCGCUCGGAGUCCAGCACCAACCUGAAGAAGCUUCUGGAAAUGGAGAGGAAGGUGUCCUCCUGCAUCCCUGAGGUGCAGGAGCAGUACGCCCAGCGCCUCCAGGCCAGCAUCGAGGCCUCCCGGGCGCUGGACGAGGUGUUCCAGGCCAUCGAGCAGAAGAAGCUGCAGCUGGCCAGCUACCUGUGUGAGGACGCUCAGCAGCUCUCCCUGGAAGACACGUUCAGCACCAUGAAGACCUUCCGGAACCUCUUCCUCCGUGCCCUGAAGGACAACAAGGACCGGAAGGAGCAGGCGGCGAAGGCGGAGAGGAGGAAGCAGCAGCUGGCGGAGGAGGAAGCGUGCAGGCCGCGGGGCGAGGAUGGGAAGCCCGUCAGGAGGGGAGUCGGGAAGCAAGAGGACGUGUGUGUCAUCGAUGCCCUGCUGGCCGACAUCAGGAAGGGUUUCCAGCUGCGCAAGACGGCCCGUGGCCGAGGGGACGCGGAGGGGGGCAGCAAGGCGGCUGCCGGAGACCCCCUGAGGGACAAGGCGCCUGUGGCCACCAGAGACCCUGCAGGAGACACCAGCCACCCCGCCUCUGAGCCCCACAGCAGGGACCGCGUGGAUGCCACGGCCCCCGGCCCGCAGCCCACUGCUGACCCAUUGGAGGAGGAGGAAGAGGGGCCCGGGCCCCUGGGGAGGCGUUCUUCCUGGUACACCGACGCCAGCGAUUUCCUGGCCGCAGAGGACCCCCAGGCCCCCCAGCCCUCUGCGGGGGCCUGGCCGGUGGUGCUGGGAGGCGCUCAGGCCCUAAAGCCUCUCAGGCUCUCUGGUGACAAGCCCCCUGGGGCCACGGGGUCGAGCCAAGAUGCUGAAGACCCCGCAGGCCCUCGGGACGCCUGCCUGGCCGAGGCCGACAGCACCGUCCACAGGCUGGAGGCUACAGGCCCGCGUGGCCACGGUGCCACAGGCCCUGGCGUGGCUGGGGACGGGGACCAGGAGGACACAGCCCCGGAUUCUGCACUGGACACGUCCUUAGACAGGUCCUUCUCGGAGGACACAGCGAUGGAUUCCUCAGGGUCCGGCACCCUCCCCAGGACCCGGGAGCGAGCCUCGAAGGGGACGGGCAAGCGAAGGAAGAAGCGCCCCUCAAGGAACCAGGAAGAGGUUGCCCCUGACUCUGACGAUAAUAAAACAAAAAGACUCUGUGUGAUUCAGUGAGGCCUCGGCCGUAAGCCCAAAGCCAAGUGAGCGUGCCCGCUGCCGGCCUCCACACAGCCGUGGGCCGCCAGACGUGUGGUUGAGCGGGGCUCCUCCGGGGCCAGGGUGGGACUGGGCCUCUGGGAAACCAAAACUCUGUGCCUUACCCUCCGGGGCCGUGGGCCUCCCGGAGCUUCCUGGGGCGUUCUGGCCGAGACCCCAGCAGGCACCAGAGCCCAGCCCCCCACACGCCCCAGCCCCCCCGUGGUCCGCUUGCCGAAUGCCGAUGCCCACGCCGGCGCCCGCAUGCUCCCCAGCACCUGCCCGCAGGGGUGAGGGGCAGUGGCUGUGUCCCCAGGGCACCUUGAAGCUUGCACCCUGCCCUCCAGCCACCUGGUGCCCAGAUGCUUCUGGAGACAGGCCCUCGAGGACCUCUCCCUGCAGAGCCGUGGGAGCCCCCGCCCUCGCCCGCUGCCUCCUUACCGAGCCUCAGUCCCCCGCUCCCCGCUCUGCCCCCCAACCUGCUUCGCUAGGCCGGAGCAGAGAGUGGUUUUUCACUGAAAUACGGUUGUUCAUGCAUUCCUGCUGUCCUGCGGUAGCAGAGUUGGGUACAGGUGGGUGGGAGGACCCUGGGGCCUUGGGUAGGGGCAGGCUGGCCAGCAUUGCCACAGAUACGCCAUGGUCCCCCUACUCAGCAGACAGGAUCCACACCAGGCACGCCCAGCCCUGGGGGCGGGAGGGCAUCUGUUCUCACUGCCCCCGCCAGGCCCUCGCCACCCUUUCGACAGAGUGACCCAGCCUGCAGCCGCCGCUGCCUCCGGCGGGGUCGGGCACGCCCCCCGCCAGGCCGAGAGGAGACCCAGGGCCCACCCCGGAGAGGGCCAGCCUGCCCGCGCCCCCACACCCACCCCAGGUGUGCCCUGCCACCCAGGCUGGCAUCUGGAGAGCCUCAGACCAAUAAACAAUAAAGAGUAGAGCUAGCCCAGCGAGGGCCA
Messenger RNA from Acinonyx jubatus (cheetah), 4930 nucleotides. RefSeq names its product inverted formin 2 (gene INF2). The transcript has 23 exons. The record is from RefSeq and is a predicted model, not a curated record. NCBI's taxonomy places the organism in Eukaryota, Metazoa, Chordata, Mammalia, Carnivora, Felidae. Gene Ontology annotation, molecular function: actin binding; small GTPase binding. The coding region runs from base 165 to 3956 and encodes 1263 amino acids. Gene Ontology annotation, biological process: actin cytoskeleton organization.